Molecule: messenger RNA, 1509 nt
Organism: Mycetomoellerius zeteki
Lineage: Eukaryota; Metazoa; Arthropoda; Insecta; Hymenoptera; Formicidae
Exons: 9
Coding region: 1-1509 (502 amino acids)
Molecular function (GO): protein binding
Source: RefSeq, a predicted model, not a curated record
AUGGGUGAAAGAAAUGUGAAAUCACAUGAAACAAUAAUAUUGAUUCUUAAGGAAGAUCAAUUUUUAGUCGACAAACAAAUACUAAUCAGCAAAAGCCAGUAUUUUGCUGCACUUCUGUCUGAAAACUUUUUAGAACAUCGCCAGAGAGUACACGUUAUUGAGUAUGAUAUUUCUUGGAUUUCGAUGCAGGAUUUCAUUGAUUGGAUUUACAAUGACAAAAUUAAUAUCUCUGCUAUUAAGUAUUAUGAUAUUGCGGAAAUUGAUCGUCUUGUGAAUCUAUUGGAAUUGGGCAGACUAUUUGCAGCAGACAAAUUAAUAGAAGACGUAACCGAAAGACUUGAGGAAUAUUAUAUGUCACCAGAAAAUGCCAUUAAAUUAUGGAUAACAGCACAAAAUUUGAGUAUCAAUGUGCUACGAGAUAUUUCUUUGGCUAUUUGCCUGGAUCGUUUUGAUGAACUGCCGCUUCAAUCAAUUAUAAAUCUAACAAAAGAAAAUUUUCUGAAGUUAAUUGGAAACAAUAAUAUAAGUUCUACGGAAUCUCAUUUGCUUCAUAUUACAAAUGAAUGGAUGAACCAUCAUAAUGAUUUUACAAUUCCUUUAGAUAUUAUAAAAAAUAAGAAAAAAAAAAUUUUAAAUUGUAUUAUAUCUUGUGAGGGUAGUGACAUUAUUAACAGUGAGCAAUUUAUUCAUUGCUGGGACGGUAACGAAUUCUUUGAACUUACUUCAUUCAAAUAUCCCAAAGAUAUUAUCGAUUGUAGCACUGAUGAAAAGACUGCAUUAAAAGGAAUGGAGAUUAUUGGAAGAAAAAACAAUUUAUAUCUUUGUGGUGGAGAAUUUGGUAUUAACUCAGGCAAGUUUAACAAAAACAUUUGGCGUUAUUCUCUGAUAUCUAAGAAAUGGUUCCUUGAGACAGGUAUGCCAAGUGAAAGAAGAAACAUGAUCGCUGUAUUUUUGAAAAAUAAAUUAGUGCUUGUGGGUGGUGUGGGACGGGAUAAACAAUUUCUGCGUAGUGUUGAUAUCUAUGACAUCUAUACAGGUUUGUGGACAUUUGGUGCGAAAAUGGGUAAUGAUUUGGAAUUUCACAGUGCUCCCGAAUAUUAUGUUUGUAAUGGAAAAUUAAUUAUAAAUCGAUACAUGUGUAUUGACUGUGAUAUGGAGUUUAAUGUCAUGCUUAUAUCUUAUUGUCCUGUUGAAAACGUAUGGGAAAAAAGGAAUGGUAUUGAAGAUUUGAAAUUUAUGUAUCCCAUAGAUAAUAAUCCAAUAUUAGAGCUUAAAUCUCUUCCAUGUUACAUUGAUACUUCUGAUCCGGAUAACAUGAUUUUAAGAGCUCUCACAACAUUCCAUAAAGAAUGUAAACAUGAACAGAGUAUUACACGUGUCGUACUUGGUAUUGUACGUAGGGGUUUAGAAUUUCAUUUCGAAUACGAUGAGCUGUCGCCUGACAUAGAUGUCUCCUUAAUACAAAAGUUUUAUAGCUCGUAUCUCAGGAAGAAACGCGAGACCGUAUAG